This is a messenger RNA of Phasianus colchicus (ring-necked pheasant), 7668 nucleotides long. RefSeq names its product protein inhibitor of activated STAT 1 (gene PIAS1). NCBI's taxonomy places the organism in Eukaryota, Metazoa, Chordata, Aves, Galliformes, Phasianidae. Gene Ontology annotation, cellular component: chromatin. The record is from RefSeq and is a predicted model, not a curated record. Gene Ontology annotation, molecular function: transcription coregulator activity; zinc ion binding; SUMO ligase activity. Gene Ontology annotation, biological process: regulation of transcription by RNA polymerase II; protein sumoylation.
AAAAAACACGCAUAAGAAUUCCUCAAAACACAGAGCUUAAUUAUUAAAAAAAAAAAAAAAAAGUACUCCAACAACCUUGAGUUUGUAAGGCCCACAGAGGUCUUCUCAUCUGUGCUGGGAAGGAAUGCUGUGCUAUUUGCCGUGAUUCCUUAUGGACUGAACAUCCGAGUUUGGGAAGACUUGUGGUUCUUCAGCUGUUGUGGCUUCUUUUCUUUAACAGUUUUUGUACCAAGGUAUAAAUCACUUGGGUAGCUGCUGAGCACCAGAUGAUGCUUACAGAGCGUUAUGUAACAACGUGGGUUUUUUCUGGCUCUGACUCCACCUUGCAUUUGUGAGCACGGCUAACUUUUAAUACUACUUCAAUGCAAUAGUCCUGUUGAUUCCUAGAGAGGCUGCUUGUAUGUUGGAACCUUCUGCUGUCUUAGAAUCCUGGUGAAGGCUCACAGCGAGAAAAGCUAGUAGGAGGGGGAGAUGGGAGGUGGUGGGGAGUGAGAAGAUUGUCCUUUGCAAAAGAGAUUCCUUGUAAGCAGAAGUGAGCAGGUAGUUUACGUUUGUAGCCUGCACUGCCGCAGGGCUGACAGGAGUCUGCUGUGUUAGAGAGUGGUGGUUGUCUGCAGGCUUGUGCAGCACAUUGCACAGUUGUGUUUUGUUUUAGCUGCUGAAUCUGAGACUCUGUGAGAAAAAUAGACGGCUUUUGAUAAUCUCAGGUUCUGGUUCAGGUAUUGUUUUCAAAGGUGUGCUGUGUCUGUUCAGUUCUAGUCUGAAGUCUGAUGGAUUGAUAAGCAUUGCAGGCGGUGUUGGUGGUACAGGACAAUUAGGUGCUCAGAAUGUCUCAUCACUUCUACGUUAUAACUACUUAAAAAUAACACUGUCAUUUCAAUAAGACAUUCCGAUGCAGGCGUUAUGGUUUGCUUUUAAUCCUAGAUAUGGUAAGAACACUUUUCUGUCAGUGCUGUGCCUGACAAACCAGCCCUGAAUUAGGAGAUCGUAAUUCACGCUCUGUCAUUUCUUAUUGCUUGAGGAGUUCAUGUACAGUAAUCUGUUUUUUCCUCUUUGUGGACUCUGAGCGCCAGGGUAAGAAAAUGCAAGUGGGUGAAGCUCCAACCAAACAGCUGAAGUAAUCUCUGCUCGUUUCAGUUGGUGUAAGGGCUUGUUCCGGGUUUUUGUUUAGCAUGUGCAUCCUGUGCUGUUUAUCUGAGGCAGUACUGUUAAAAAAGCUGUUUCUUCCUGUGCUUUUUGGGAAGAAUGUUUCAGUGUCCAUGUGUGUGAGAAACGUUUGUUUCCUUUUGUAGUGGAAAGCAAUACUCCUGCAGACUGUAAAGUUGCCAGCUCUAAAUGUCAUAAGGAUGUUUUAAAGUAAUAGAUGUAUAUGUUGACUGGAGAAGAAAAAUAAUGAUUGGAUUAGUAACCAGGGAUGUGCAGCUCUGUGCGCUGUCGCAGAAUUGCAGGGUGGUUGAGGUGGGAAGGGACCUCUGGGUCCUGCUGGUCCAACCCUUACCCAAGCAGGGGUACACAGAGCAGGGUGCCCAGGGCCAUAUCCAUGGCAAAACACUCCGAGCCCCUGUGUGUCAUCUUCGUUUGUGCAUUUACAAAUACUCUAAUAGAAAAGAGCUUUAAGUGAUAUUUUUUUAAUACUUGCCCUAAAUGGUUUGGACAUUCUUUUUACUGUGGCAAUGCAUGGCUUUCCUCAAAUAUCAAAUUUCUUGCUUCUCAGGUUUUGUUUUCAAAUGGCAGAUGCAUACUGUGAACAUUCAAAACUUUGUCAUUUGGCCAAUAGUUUGGGAUCUCCUGCUUGCUUUUUCCUGACAGGUUCGUUGUGGGAUGGCUAUAAGAAACCUUUUAUUUUUUUUUUCUUCAUUUCCUUGCACCAUGAGAACUAAGAGAUGAGCUGCUGAAGAGUUUUUCAAUGAAUGUCUCUGUUCUUAAAAUAGAACCUGUCAGAAUGGUAAAAGUACGUGGGGAUGAGUGCAGACUCCAUUGGUUUGAGGAUUUUGGAUUCUUCUGAAAGAAGUCAUUACAUAUAAAUUCAGUAGAUCACAUCUUUGGAUCUGAUUCUCUCCUGGUCUUUCCCUAUUCAAUGUGGGGCUGCUUGAAGGAUUGCCUGGAGUAGUCUUCCAUCAAGUAGUCUGCCAUCAAGAAGUAAUUAUUAAUUUGGAAAACGAUAAUUUGACAAAGCUUGGGGGAAGGGAGUUGCACAGCAGGGCACUUGAGUAUGCAUUCUGUAUCCAAAUAUUCUGUGUAAGUAGGCAGUAUGCAAGCUAAUGUGAAUAACAGAUAAGGAAAUUAAAUUUGCUAACUAUUAUUUUUAAUGUCAAGAACAAAAGGAGGAAAUGGAUGUUACCUUCUUAUACUUGCUUCCUCAAAAUGUAGCUCUGAACUGCAAUAAAAUCUGCAUGCUGACAGCUAGGUGGGCAGGAUUCAUUCACAACAGGCAAGAAAAUGUAGUGCUUUAUCAACCCCCAUCCUCUUCACCAGCAGCAGCUGCUGAGGGUCUUGUCUUUAGCAUGGCUGGCUGAAAUGGCUGUGACAAGCUAACGUUAGAAGUCUGUUGGCUUCUUUAUUUCUGUUUUCUCUGCAGCAACCCAUAAAACCCCCAGCAGUGAGUAGGAUGCUCCCAGAGUUGCCUAACAAGUUGAACGUGUAAACACAGCCCAUGCUACUUCAACCUGCUUGUCUCUGAACAGCUGACAGUAGCACCUAGAUCCAGGUGGUGAUGGGACUGUUCCUGCUGCUCUGCUCACUUAGGUGUCUUGUUUUGCUUCCAAGUGUUCCAACUACGUAACUCCUUUGUGGAGCCUUGUGGCUAGUGCUGCUGGUCAUGGUUCUGCUGCCUGGGCUGCUGGAGGUGACAGCGUUUCUGUGGUCCUGUGAAGGCUGCCAGUAGCCUCGUUAACUGAAAGGAAAAGAUCUCUCCAAAUGGCAGCAGAGCUGUGGAAUUUAUCCAUCUUUUGUUAGUCAUCAUCCUUGCAACAUUGAGAAAGAGCCUGUAUUGGAUAUUUUUGUGUUCGAGCCAAUUCAGGAUAUUCAUUGCUUGUUCUGAAGGUGUGUGGUGGUGGAUGGAUGUGUACCCUGAGCUCUUGCAGCACUAAUGAGAAGUGUGAGCACUCUGCCUUGUGCUGAGCAGCCAUUUCAAGUGAUUAUAUGCAGGUGUUUUGGAAAAGGAGAUCCCAUUUGGCCUUGAUGAAUGUAUGAAAACUGCUUAUUAUUUUGACCUUUUUUUUUUAAUAGGAAUUCCUUUAAGUUAGAGAAUCUUGCUUGUUAGUUUCUUAAGAGAAGCUACAGCUUUCACUUAAUUUUAUUUUCAGCCUUCAGUCAGUGUACAUACACUACUAAUUGGUUAUUUUUUAAGAAUAGGGCCAAUUUUCUAAAAGUAACUUCUAUCACACCGAUAAGAUCUCUUGUGUGGUAAAAUGUUUACUAUGAGAUGAGUAAUGAGUACCCAAAUUCUGCCAGCUUAUUAUGGAAGGGACGUUAGAUUGUUAAACAACAUCUUAAAAAUACUUCUUGUUAUAGCAUAUGUCAUUCCUAAUUGCUUUAGCUAUGUAGUUGUUCCAAAAAAACAUUGUAACUAGGCUACGGGUCUUUGUUUACCUGUGUGUAGUGGAAUAUUAACUUUUUCUUUUCAAUUUAAAGGAUGAAGGAGGUUAUGGGCUAUGCCAUUCUGUUUUUAUGAAGCUGUCUGGACUCCACGCAGGUGAUGGUCCUAUGAUUUGUUUGCUGUGUUUCCGUGCUAAGUGAUGUUUAAAGCACUGAGCCACAGAAAUGGGAAUUUUGGCCCACGCAUCUCAGCCUUCUGGAAGGAGGAGGCAACAAUGUGUUCUGGGCAUCACCCCACAAAGCAGCACCUCCUGCCUGCCAGCACCCACAGGCUGUCUCCACUGGGCAGAAGGAGCUUCUGUGGCUCUGCUCAGCAUCAGAUAACAGUCAGCGAUUUCGUGAAACCUGCUUUGCUUUUGCACUGACGCCACAGCAAGUGCAGCAGAUCAGCAGUUCAAUGGAUAUUUCUGGGACCAAAUGCGACUUCACAGUACAGGUCCAGCUAAGGUUUUGUUUAUCAGAAACCAGUUGUCCACAAGAAGAUCACUUCCCACCCAAUCUGUGUGUGAAAGUAAAUGGGAAACCAUGCAGCCUUCCAGGCUAUCUUCCACCAACCAAAAAUGGUGUUGAACCAAAGCGACCUAGCAGACCAAUCAACAUUACCUCACUCGUCAGAUUGUCUACGACGGUACCAAACACAAUUGUUGUUUCGUGGACUGCAGAAAUUGGAAGAAACUAUUCCAUGGCGGUCUAUCUCGUAAAGCAGCUGUCCUCUACGGUGCUACUGCAGAGGUUACGAGCAAAAGGAAUACGGAACCCCGAUCACUCGAGAGCAUUAAUCAAAGAGAAACUGACUGCAGAUCCAGACAGUGAAAUAGCAACAACAAGCUUAAGAGUUUCUCUUCUUUGUCCGCUUGGUAAAAUGCGGCUAACUAUACCGUGCAGGGCUCUGACCUGCUCACACCUGCAGUGUUUUGAUGCCACUUUAUACAUCCAGAUGAAUGAAAAGAAACCAACUUGGGUUUGCCCUGUCUGUGACAAGAAGGCACCCUAUGAACAUCUCAUUAUUGAUGGGUUGUUCAUGGAAAUCCUGAAGUAUUGUACAGACUGUGAUGAAAUUCAGUUUAAGGAGGAUGGCUCAUGGGCUCCUAUGAGAUCGAAGAAGGAGGUGCAGGAAGUAACCACAUCUUACAAUGGAGUUGAUGGAUGCAUAAGCUCUUCCUUAGAGCAUCAGGUGUCUUCUCACCAGCAAUCAAACAAAAAUAAGAAGGUAGAAGUGAUUGAUUUGACCAUUGAUAGCUCGUCAGAUGAAGAGGAGGAGGAACCCUCUGCGAAGAGAAGCUGUCCUUCCAUAUCUCCAGCAUCACCAAUGAAUAAUAAGGGUAUUUUGAAUUUACCCCAUCAAGCAUCUCCUGUGUCAAGAACACCAAGCCUUCCUGCUGUUGACACCAGUUACAUCAACACAUCACUUAUCCAAGACUACAGGCAUCCAUUCCAUAUGACACCUAUGCCUUAUGACUUGCAAGGUUUAGAUUUCUUCCCCUUCCUGUCAGGAGACAAUCAGCAUUACAACACAUCCCUUCUUGCCGCUGCAGCUGCGGCAGUUUCUGCAUCAGAUGAUCAAGAACUCUUACACUCUCGUUUUUUCCCAUACACUUCAUCUCAGAUGUUUCUCGAUCAGCUAAAUGCAGGAGGAAGCAGUUCUCUGCCAGCCACAAACGGUAGCAAUAGUGGCAGUAACAGCAGUCUUGUUUCCUCCAACAGCCUGCGAGAGAAUCAUGGUCAUCCAGUUGCAAGUAGGAGCGGCGCGGACACGGCGUCUAUCUUUGUCGUGAGUUCUGCCCGGUACCCGCAGAGCAGCCGCGUCCUGUCCGUCCCUUUUGUAAAGCGGAGCACCCAGAGACGUUUGCAGAGCUGAGCGAGGCAAUGUUCCCACUGACUGAACAGUGUACUGAAGAGGAGCUGAGGAGCAGCCCGCGUCCGUUUCCACCACGGUAUUAAAAUCUUUUUCAUUCACAUAUAAAACCGAUCGUGGCAAGCGUGGUAAGACAGGAUCUGGCAUCUUGCUGCCCGCGCUUGGAGAGUGAGGCCGCCUGGUGAUGUCUUCCACUCCUCCUGCGUUGCCCCGAAGGGAAGGAAGGCUGCUCAGUUUGCUGCUGCCAUCUCCAACCUCGUUGCUCUGCAAAGAAGGGAGAGAAAUGUUCCCGAAACUCUUUGCGGUGUGAAUCCCACAUGCUUUGAGUAUUCAUGUUUCACGCUGGGGUGUGCUGUAUAGUCGAUAAUCUCUGUGCCUCUGACCACAGUUAACGUGACUUGGUAGAAGUCUCAGUCUUUCUCAAAGUUCCCUGCAAAUGGAACUCCGAUCUCCCCCGUCAGGUUGCUGAUGAGAAGAGCUGCUGCAAAGUGCUGCAGUGCGUGCCUGCUGAUGUGGGGCAGCCGCGGUCCUUCGGUGGUGGUUCGUGACCCUGAGUUCCUGCAGGGAGGGAUGGGGGUGGGUGCUCCGUAUGGGGUCAGGGUGUGCACACAGCGUGGGCUGGACGUGGCUUUGGGUCCUGGUGAGCAUUACUGCUGCGUUGUAAGGGAAUAAACCACCACAUUGAACUCCAGUCUGCACUGUGCACUGAGAGCGUGUUGGUGCUGUCACCAUCACAGGUGUGGUAGCAGCUCCAGGCUGACCCAUUGCCCCCCGUGCAGGGUGCCUGAAUGGAUGCAGGGCUGAUGGGUGGCCAGGGAGCGGUCCCCAUACACAGCGCUGCGGGGAGAGCAGUGGGAUGAGAAUUCCUCGCUGCAGGUUCACAUUUCAGGGUUUUAAGCACAUUUUAAAUAUAUUCAGAAAGGGUUUUGUUUUGUCAGUGUAACUGUUUUGGUUUUUUUCCUUUCUUUUUUUAACAGAGCUUAGAUUUCUAACAAGGGAAAAUUGCUGGUGGUCCCCCAAAGUGCUGCUGUUAAUUGUUUUAAUUAACAAAGGGAAAAAAAAUGUAUAUAAGCAGAAUAUUAAAAUGACCAUUAACUCAGAUCUGUCAUUCAUUGCCUUAAAACUUUCUCAUAGUUUCCAUACGGCAUGCCAAACCAGUACAUGGCUUUUAAAGAUGUAUAGUAGACCAAUGUCAGUUUGUAUAAAAGUACCAAGUGAAAAUAUUUAUUAUAUGCAUUGGAAAAAAAACAAAUGGUUUACCUAUUGAAUGUUACCUGUUUAUGUAGAACUCUUUAGAUGUAAUAAAAAGCAUUCGGCUACAUUGUGUUUCCUACAGCCACACACAGCAGGGUGGGGGCUGGGGGGCUGGGGGUCUUCGGUGGCCCAGGACCCUGUGAGCAGGAAUGCUUUGCUGCUGUAGCAUGGAGUGAUUCAUGCUGGUGCCUUGCAGCUCCGACCGUGCUGCUUGGGUGGUGGAAGAGACGUGCUCGUGCUUUGCUUUCUAACCAGUUGUGUGCUGCUUGAGUUCCUGCCUGACUUCAGGGGUUGUGUGAUGGUGUUGGAGUAGUGCUGGGUGCCUUUGAGGGCCUAAAGGCAUUGCACUGACUGUUGCUGUGAGGGUUUCCCUGCUGGCUGUCACAUAAAUGGUUGCUGCAGAAUGAAUGAGAGGAGGGAGAGGCAGGAGGAGGCAGUGGGGACAUGCACAGAGCCCAGCCCUGCUUGGGCUUCAGGGCUGUGCUGUGUGCUGCCCUCAGUCCUCAGCUGUGCUGCCGUGCUACGGGUGGGAUGAAUACUGACUGCUCUGGAUCAUACCAGCUUUAAGCAGUCUAGAGAUGGGUUUUUUGCUUGGUUUUGUUUUUUUGUUUUUUUUUGCUAUUGUGGAAAGCUAGAUUUCCAUAGCCUGUUUUCCCUGCCAGACACCUCCAGGAGUGUGUUCAGCCCAGCCCAGUGCUCGGAGGCAGACCCAAGUGCUGCCUGAAUGCAGGGGCAACUGAAUGGCACUGAGAGCCGCCCCUGUGUGAUGCUGCACCUGAGCAGAGUGCAACGCUGCAGGGAUGUGGUGUGCUGCAGGAGGGGGGAAUGAGAACUGCCACGCUUUGAGGCUGGCAAUGUCCCCUGCAGCCAACAGGCAUCGUGCCCAGCGGAGGCUGCAUCCCUUCUAUGUGCAGCAGUGCUGUUGGCAGCAUCUGGCUGGGAGCUCUGCUGCUGGGUCAGGC